This is a messenger RNA of Coccomyxa subellipsoidea C-169, 760 nucleotides long. RefSeq lists its product as hypothetical. Lineage: Eukaryota; Viridiplantae; Chlorophyta; Trebouxiophyceae; Coccomyxaceae. Bases 25 to 213 code for a protein of 62 amino acids. The transcript has a single exon. The record is from RefSeq and is a predicted model, not a curated record.
UCACAGAAUAGACACCAUACAAGCAUGAGCAUCGAAGGCACGAUCAGACAUGCAGAGGCAAGAGGAAAGGCACUCUCAAGAGAGAAGGCCUCUCAAUCCACAUCCCACGCUUCUGUUGCAACAAGUAAGACAGCAAAACAAGAAGAACAGGAACUCUAUAUGUAUCCAGUGGCUUCAAUUUGCACGAGGGAUCGGGCACAUCAACGCUCCUAAAUGUGCGCAUGUGGCCAGCUGCAUGCUGCACACAUAUGGAACUGCGCCGUGGUGAACAAGUAAUUUGCAGCACAGACCUCAAUGUUAUUAUCAGAGUAUAAACCUGCAAACUGUGCCUUUAUGGGUCAGGAAGCGUCCGGAAAGGUCCACAUUUGGACAAAACAAUUGGUGUCCCAGAUCAGCUCCUGUAAAGGAUUCUUGGGACAAGCAUGCAUGAUUUGACAUGUAAGAAAUCCACAGCUGUCUGCCUAUUGGUCAGCAACAGACCCCCAAGGGUACAGCAUGUAUGGAGACUUGAGGCCCACACCUGUCUGCUUGAAACUUCCAGCAAGCAAUAGCCUCUGCAGAUGGCAGGUGCAGCUCCAAACCUAGCGCCCCUCCAGGUAACAGGCAGCAACAGAAAUAGCAGAUCUUCCUAAGGGAGAAUGAUUUCAUAUCCCCACAGCUGUGCUAAAGUACGGUCACUUGUGUGCUGCUGUGUUCGCCACAAAGGCGUACGCUCCCACAUUGAGUGCCCAAGCAAUACAGACAAUAGACAUAAGUUCUC